Molecule: messenger RNA, 615 nt
Organism: Miscanthus lutarioriparius
Lineage: Eukaryota; Viridiplantae; Streptophyta; Magnoliopsida; Poales; Poaceae
Source: the annotation of a GenBank genome assembly
AUGGCUGAGUUGGUGGUUGGGGCGUUGGUGAAAUCGCUGAAGGAGAAGGCGUCCAGCUACCUUCUGGAUCAGUACAAGGUGAUGCAAGGCAUGGAGGAGCAGCGCGAGAUCCUGGCGCGCAGGCUCCCGGCCAUCCUUGACGUCAUUGAAGAUGCCGAGAAGGGGGCUAGCCGACCAAUAGUUGGUGCUUGGCUCCAAGCAAUCAAGAAGGUGUCCUAUGAGGGGAUCGACGUCUUCAAUGAGUUCAAGUACGAAUCGCUCCGGCGUGACGCCAAGAAAAAGGGACACUACGUCAAGCUCGGGAUGGAUGUUGUAAGCCUCUUCCCUGCUCGUAACCCCAUCGUGUUUCGUUACAGGAUGAGCAAGAAGCUGCACAAGAUUGUGCAGAAGAUAGAGGUUCUUGUCAAAGAGAUGAAUGAUUUCAACUUCACACAGAGGCACCAUGUGCCAGUGCCGCCAUCGAUGCAGUGGCGGUGGCGGCAGACUGAUAGCAUAAUGGUUGACUCUGAUAUGGACAUUGUCAGCAGAUCCAGAAUGUCCAGAGGUGGUGUUGUGUGCCAGAAGAUUUUGACAUUGCUAACAUUGCAAGCAAAAUCUGCCAGAGGCAUGAGGUGA